UUAAAUUGUUCUUCCUGAGCUCAAGAAACAAAAGAUGGUUUUGGAAAUGCUGAACCCAAUGCACUACAACAUCACCAGCAUGAUGCCCGAAGUCAUGCCUGUGGCCACCAUGCCAAUCCUGCUGCUCACUGGCUUUCUUCUUUUGGUUUGGAAUUAUGAGGACACAUCUUCAAUACCAGGUCCUGGCUAUUGCAUGGGAAUUGGGCCCCUCAUUUCCCAAUGCAGGUUCCUGUGGAUGGGGAUUGGCAGUGCCUGUAACUAUUACAACAAGAUGUAUGGAGAAUUCAUGAGAGUCUGGAUAUGUGGAGAGGAAACACUCAUUAUUAGCAAGUCCUCAAGUAUGUUCCAUGUAAUGAAACACAGUCACUAUAGCUCCCGAUUCGGCAGCAAACUUGGGUUGCAGUGCAUCGGCAUGCAUGAAAAUGGCAUCAUAUUUAACAACAAUCCAACCCUCUGGAAAGCUGUUCGACCUUUCUUUACAAAAGCUCUGUCUGGCCCUGGACUCGUGCGCAUGGUGACAAUUUGUGUUGAAUCCAUCAUAACACAUCUGGACAGGUUGGAGGAGGUCACCAACGAACUGGGUUACAUCGACGUGUUGACCCUCAUGAGGCGCAUCAUGCUAGACACCUCUAACAUGCUCUUCCUGGGGAUCCCACUGGACGAAAGUGCCAUUGUGGUUAAAAUCCAGGGUUAUUUUGAUGCGUGGCAAGCUCUCCUUCUCAAACCAGACAUCUUCUUUAAGAUUUCUUGGCUAUACAGAAAAUAUGAAAAGUCUGUCAAGGAUUUGAAAGAUGCCAUGGAAAUUCUAAUAGAAGAGAAAAGACACAGAAUUUCCACAGCAGAGAAACUGGAAGACCGUAUGGAUUUUGCCACUGAGUUGAUUUUUGCUGAGAAACGUGGUGACCUGACAAAAGAGAAUGUGAACCAAUGCAUACUGGAAAUGCUGAUCGCAGCACCAGACACCAUGUCUGUCUCUGUGUUUUUUAUGCUUUUUCUUAUUGCAAAGCACCCUAAGGUUGAAGAGGCAAUAAUGAAGGAAAUACAGACUGUCGUUGGUGAAAGAGAAAUAAGGAUUGACGAUAUGCAAAAAUUAAAAGUGGUGGAAAACUUUAUCUAUGAAAGCAUGCGGUACCAGCCUGUUGUGAACUUGGUCAUGCGCAAAGCCUUACAGGAUGAUGUCAUAGAUGGCUAUCCAGUGAAAAAGGGGACUAACAUUAUCCUGAAUAUUGGAAGAAUGCAUAGACUUGAGUUUUUCCCCAAGCCCAAUGAAUUUACUCUUGAAAACUUUGCAAAGAAUGUUCCUUACAGGUAUUUUCAGCCAUUUGGUUUUGGGCCCCGUAGCUGUGCAGGAAAGUACAUCGCCAUGGUGAUGCUGAAAGUCAUCCUGGUUACACUUCUGAGACGAUUCCACGUGCAGACUUUGCAAGGAGAGUGUAUUGAAAAUAUGCAGAAAAAACACGGCUUGUCCUUACACCCAGAUGAGACUGGCAACUUGCUGGAAAUGGUUUUUACCCCAAGACAUUCAGAAAAGUGCCUCAAACACUAAAGAAGGUUGAUCAGUACCUACUCUGGAGCAUUUCUCAUCAGUAGUUCACAUGGAAAUCACCCGUCUUUACCAGGUAGUAUCAUCCUCACAGUGGACAUUUGGUGGCCUGUGCCAUUUUAUAGGCAUACCUCAUAUGGGCUGUCAGCAAGCCAGGAAACAUUGGUUGUCUGUUCUUGUCCAAACCAUAGAAACAGACUUCCAAAGAAAAUAGAGGCCAACAGUUUGCAGGGGAAAUGGUCAAUUCCACAAAACAGGCUUUGAAAAAGAUAGGCCAUGAGCAAAACUUAUGUCCUCCUUCCCACAAAAUCCCCACUGCCCUGCCCCAAGAACAUUUUAAUGUCUGGGGCGGAAGCACUCAAGUCCAUUAGAAAGACCAGGCUGGUGUCUGGGUAUUUAGGGCCAAACAUACCUGCUAAUGUGAAUAAAAGUGUUUUGAUUUAGUUUUUAGUGGUAGGGUCUACAACAUUCAUAUUCUUUGGAGAAAUGCUUACAAAUUCAGUAUUUGACUUUUCCUAUGAAUUAUUCAAUUAACUCUUGAUUAUCCACAGGUGACUUGUCUGUGGAAAAAGUUAAAUAGGAGACUCUCCUUUCCCAGUCUCUCAGUUCAUGCCUCAGCCAAUUACCUCCACUACAAUAGAUAUCAAUUUGGGUGAUACAAAGUAAUUUAGUAAUAGCGUAAGUAAAAUAUAAUUAGGACCACCCAUCUGUUAUAGGGGGAAAAAAAUCACACAAUGCAUUUCAAAUUCAAAUAAAAAUUAUUUUCUUCAUGUUUGCAUCCUUGCUUGGCU
Messenger RNA from Lynx canadensis (Canada lynx), 2334 nucleotides. RefSeq names its product aromatase (gene CYP19A1). The coding region runs from base 35 to 1546 and encodes 503 amino acids. Gene Ontology annotation, molecular function: heme binding; oxidoreductase activity, acting on paired donors, with incorporation or reduction of molecular oxygen; monooxygenase activity. NCBI's taxonomy places the organism in Eukaryota, Metazoa, Chordata, Mammalia, Carnivora, Felidae. The record is from RefSeq and is a predicted model, not a curated record. The transcript has 9 exons.